GAAGAAGGAGGCGGCGGCGGCGGCAGUGACGUGUGACGGUGGUUGGUUGUUGUUUAGCAACCAUUUGCUAGUUAACGGCUAGUUUACCUUUGGCAACCUACAUGUCGCAUUAGGUGGGUUACGAGUAUAUGGGAUUUAAAGGGGACUAAAAUGGCCCUACACAGCUGAGGACCUCUGCUCAUGUGUUUGUUAGGACACAGUGAUGCCAUAGAGGAAGGAGGCACAGACAGGUCUCCUCCACCCGAGGACGAGAGGUCUUCUCAGAGAUGGCAACCGAGCUUCAUGAGACCAUAUUCAUGGCCAAGCAGGAGCGCCACAAAAACCUGUUUCUGAACUACAAAAACCUGAACAUUUUCCCCGUGGAGCUGCUGAAAGAUGAAGGCCUGCAGUUUCUGGAGAGACUGUACAUGAAGAGAAACUCACUCACUACACUGCCUGACAAUCUUGCUCAGAAGCUCCCAAAUCUCAUUGAACUGUAUUUGCACUCAAACAACUUAGUUAUUAUUCCUGAAGCUAUUGGAAACUUGGCCCGACUGCAGUCGUUAGACCUGAGCAAUAAUGCCCUGCAGGUUCUUUGUCCAGAGAUUGGCAGACUGAGGUCUCUGCGGCACCUGAGACUGUCCAAUAACCAGCUGAAAUGCCUUCCUCCAGAGAUCGGUGAUCUGCAGGACCUGGAGACUCUCGAUGUGUCGAUGAAUCAGCUGAUGUCUCUACCGGACCGGCUGCACCGCUGUCUCUCCCUGCAGAAUCUGACAGUGGACCACAACCUGCUAAGUCACGUUCCUCGCCAGCUCUGCUGGCUCCACCGCCUCAACCAGCUCUCCAUGGCGGCUAACCGGCUGACCUUCCUGCCGCUCGAUUUGGGCAGAUCACGGGAGCUGCAGUUUGUGUUUGUGGACAACAAUGUGGACCUGAAAGGGCUCCCCUCCUACUUGUACAACAAAGUCAUCGGCUGCAGCGGAUGUGGCUUAUCAGCCCAAGUCCUGGAGGGCGAACUGGGUGAAGUGCUGGGUGAGGCGUUGAGUGAGGCCCUGGUCGGGCUGCCGGCUGAAGUGAAGGUGGUGGCCUCAGAGACGGAUAACAUCGUUCCCCUGGAGGAGCUGGCUAUGAGGACGCUGCACCGCAUCUACCACCACCACCCAACAGAGCUCAACUUGCUCCCGCCCAUCACCCUCCCAAAGAGCCUGCUGGAUCUGCUGCAGUUCCCCCUUGGUCACUGUCACCGAUGCAGCCAAGCCAUGUUCACCAUAAUCUACCCCAAACUCUUCCCUCUCCGUGACACCGCCCUCGCAGGAGUGCACCGCAGGACCACUGUGAGUUUUGUGGCCUACUGCUGUUCCAGUCACUGCCUCCGGACCUUUGACCUCCAGGGUUGACCUCAUUUCCUGCUCACGUCCCUCCUCCACUCAUAAGUUGACAGCCUGGUGUCCUGUCAUCUGUCAGCUGUGGAUCUUGAAGGUCUGUGUGCAUCUGAGAGCAGGAGCUCUCUCUUGAUUUUAAAAAAAAAGGUCCUCACAGAAGAGGUGUGUGCAGAUGUUUGGUAGGUCAGAUGAUGGACACAAAGCUCAAUUUUAGAGCUUUGCAUUCCUGAGUGUGUGUGUGUGUGUAUGUAUGUGUGUGUGGUGGGGGUCAGGAAAAGAAAUCUGCACAGUAGUGCUCAUUAAAUGGUAACUACCACUCACUCAUAACUGGGCACUUUUAAGAACAAACACUUUAAUCUUUGUGGAAUAAGGCUUUUUUUUUCCUCCACUGAAGCUUUCUGCAGCUUCCCAUUGAUUGCCGAGUGAUCUUUGAGGUAUUAACGUUUGUAGCGUGCUUUGUUUUGAUGAUAACUGAAGAAUAUUUGAAGGUUUGUAAGUUCAGAGACUGUGUAUCAGUUUGAUGUGUUUUUUUUUUGUUUGUUUCUUUAGCCGAACUUAAAGUGAAUGUUUAAACAAGAAAAUCUACAUUUGAGACAACAUACUGCAUGAAGUCAUGUUCAUGGUCAUAAUUAUAUAGUUUUUGUGAACUCUAAGAUCCACUCAAUAAAAUGAGCCAGGGAUUCGUGUUAGGGCUGUCACAAUAUCAGACUUCAUUCUUUCAAAUUCAGCAACGUUUUAUUGGCAGAUUAAUUAAACUCGGAAUGCAGUUCACAGAGAUGAUGAGAGAGGCUGUAACCAUAACUGUGCAAAAGCAUACAAAAGGAAGAUAUUUUCAUAUUGUCCACUGACACAAUUAUAUUGAUAUUUGAUUAUUAAAAAUCAUUAUUAUUAUUGUGACAUCCCUAACUCGUAUUUGUUUAAAACAGGUUGCUAAAUGGUAGGUAUCAGCUUUUAAGAUUUGACCAAUUUUGCAGCGUUUUAUAUGUUAAUGUGUUGAAAGCAGUCUUUUUGUCAUAACAAGCAUCAAAAUAAUGCACUCUGUAAAAAAAUUACACAAACCAAAAAGUCAGAUUUUUGCACUUUUUAGGGUUUAAGGUCCACAGACUCGUCCGUCUGUCUGCCUGAAGAAAAAGUUUCAGACACAAGCAGCGCUGUGUUUCUCUUGUUGAACUGAUGUGUGUGUGUAAAUGUUUAUUACCAUAUUGUACAGUUCUAAUUUAUCAUUUGUUUUGUUUGGCAGUAAAUGUUGAUUGAUGUUUGA
This is a messenger RNA of Archocentrus centrarchus (flier cichlid), 2622 nucleotides long. RefSeq names its product leucine rich repeat containing 28 (gene lrrc28). Bases 267 to 1376 code for a protein of 369 amino acids. The record is from RefSeq and is a predicted model, not a curated record. The transcript has 10 exons. NCBI's taxonomy places the organism in Eukaryota, Metazoa, Chordata, Actinopteri, Cichliformes, Cichlidae. Gene Ontology annotation, cellular component: cytoplasm. Gene Ontology annotation, molecular function: protein binding.